UGAGAGAGUUAAAACUGAGCUAUAUUUGAUUUCCAUUCUUUCAAUAUUAAAUUUUAUACUGUGUUUGAUCGUCAGCGAGAAAAAACCCUCAGAAUUUGAUAUUGUUUCGGCUGGCAAGAUGAGACACAUACCAACAAGUUUUGGAUUUAUGGUUUUUAUUUUUGGCUGUUUAACAUUAUUGAUUAAAACUCUAUCAGGAAAUAUGAUUGUCUAUCCUACUACUGAAUUCGAACGUGGACGUGAAGUAAGUCUGAGAGAAGUAAUUCAGAGAAAACGGCCAGAUAUCAAUGUAGAAUGCGUCUAUGAGAACGCAACGGUUGGAUAUGUAGUUUAUACAUUCAACAAUACGAUAAAUAAUCGAUAUGUAAUGAAAAAUUAUAACCCUCUAUUUGAAGUGAGCGGUAAUGAAGUUAUUGUAAAAGAUGGCCUAGAUUAUGAGACUUCGCCAGAAGAAACAGUGACGGUUGUGUACUGGAAUUCAAAUGCACCAAGCACUUCGGAUGAAGUCAGCAUAAUAAUCACAAUCCUGAAUGUUAAUGAGCCACCAGAGUGGACUAUGGCGUAUGAGCCGUACCUUGCCGUUACUAAGCUGAACGUAGUGAACGGCGUCAACAUUUACACACUUUCGGCGCAAGAUCCUGAGGACCCAAGUGCAGAGAUCGUGUAUGAGCUCUUCAUUGACGAAAGCAAGAUGUUUGCUGUUAAUCCAGUAACAGGCUAUGUAUAUAUUGACAAACAUUCUGGGGCUUCUUUUGAAGACAAUAAGGAAUACACUUUAACUGUAACUGUCUAUGAAAAAUCUGACAUGUCCAUGGGCAACUCAGCCGAUGUUAAAGUGAAGGUGGGAGAGCGCCCUCCUCAGUUCCCCAGAGAAUCGUAUACUGUGACAAUUUCGGAGGACGCUAGUGUUCCAGUAAACCUAAUUACCGUAAACGCAAAAUCGUUUGAUCGCUUGGAAACUGUAUCAUAUACAAUUGAAGAGCAGCCUACAGGAAUUGAUCACGUGAUUGAUAAGCAAGGGGUAAUAACUCUGGAAACGAAACUAGACAGAGAAACAUUCGGCAGCUAUGUGCUCAGAAUAAAGGCAGCUGAUAGCCAUGGCGAAAGUAUAUCUGUGGUACACGUUAAUAUACUGGAUGUUAAUGACAAUGGUCCUGUGUUCACUCAGUUCAUUUACCAUUUUCGAGAUAUUUCGGAAGGUGUUGGUCUUGAUACUAGUGUUGGCCAAGUUGUUGUCAGUGAUGGAGAUGGCGAGUUUUAUGGAUCAGUUUUACUGUCAAUUCCGGUUGGGGAACCAUUCAGAAUCAAUGAGGAUGGUAAUAUUUAUCCUACAAGCAAGUUGGAUUAUGAAUCUAAUCCUGUGUACGAUUUUGUGAUCACUGCUGUUGACCUUGGUGGUUAUUCAAGUACAGCAUCAGUUCGGAUUGAUCUCUUGAAUAUUAAUGACAUGAGCCCGAUAUUUAGUGAGUCUAGCUAUGCGUUUGAUGUUGAUGAUACAGUCGAGGAAGGUUACAAGAUCAAUACCGUUUAUGCAUCCGACCCAGAUGGUGAUUUGGUGACAUUUUCUAUUGAAUCAUGCAGUCAAUGCCUGUUUGUUAUCGAUAGCAAGACAGGUGUUAUCAGCCGCUCAUCUGUGUCUGAUAAUCUGGAUAAAGCUUCGUACAGUUUUACUGUUGUAGCAAGUGAUAAUGGUACUUGCUGUUCGGGUGCUGUAACCAAUUCUGCUAAAACAAACGUAACUAUAACUAUCAACGACAUUAACGAUAAUGUUCCUGUGUUUCCUGAUUGCAAUUCUUACUCCCCGUCUAUUCCAGAAGGAUCGCCAAGACUGUCAUCAGUCCUCAUAGUUACAGCCACCGAUGCUGAUCCAGGUGUAAAUGGGGAGAUAACAUUUGAACUAAAAGAGAACGACUUAAAACGAGGCUAUUUUGAAAUUGAAGAUCUUGGUAGUGGUCAAGGCUUAUUAAAAACAAGAAGGGAAUUUGAUCGGGAGGUAGAUGAAUCAUUUUCGCUGACGUUGCUAGCGGAGGAUUCUGCUAAAUAUGGGCUGACAGGUUUCUGCCAGAUAACAGUUAUUGUCAAUGAUACAAAUGAUGAAUUUCCUGAGUUGAGCCCAAGUCAAGUGACCAUUCCACGCUCACUACCAGUGAACAGUGUUGUAACAAAUAUAGAGGCAUUUGAUCCAGACCUGGAAGACAUUCAGAAAGGUCUGAUAUACUCGUUGGAGGACCCUAGCAAUGAGUUUUAUUUGGAUGCAGAUGGUACUCUUAGAGUUAGAUCUUCACUUGCUUCAGCUCCAUCGUCAGUCUAUGGCGUAAAAGCAUGGGCUUGGGCAGCAGUCUUGGCAGUAGACUUUCGUGGGUUAUGCUUGGUCUUUACACCGAAUGAAACCCAUUCAUCCACUGUGAAUUUGGCUUAUACGGUUGAAAUCACUCUUAUUGAUGGACAAGUGGAUGCUCCCACCUUUACAGUACAGCAACUCAUUGUUGAUGUACCUGAGGAUAAGCCAAUAGGUGAAGAGGUAUUCACAGUUACAGCGACUUCACCCGAUCAAUCAACAAUAAUAUACAUCAUAAUUCCUGGUAAUACUCCUGAAAGAAAUAAUCCCAGACAAUUUACGAUUGACCAAUAUACAGGUUCUGUGACCGUGUUUGGUGAUAACUUGGAUUAUGAAAAAGUGCAAAGUUAUGAUCUCCUGAUUCAAGCAAUUGAUUCAAAUACCCAAUUAGCAAGCUACCUGACUGUAGUAGUCAACAUCGAGGAUAGAAAUGAUCAAACACCAGAAUUUGACUUGAGUGAGUAUGUAGCAAACAUUGAGGAGGGAGACUACACAGGUCAAAAUAAACUAGUGGUGACAGUGCAUGCUGAGGAUGCUGAUACAGUACCAGACUAUAAGAAGGUACUUUACGAACAGGAUCCAAUGGAAUAUAAUUCUUUAUUUGAUGUUAAUCAAGCCAAUGGAGAAAUAAGAACAAGCGGGACAUUUGACCGAGAAAAUAAUGCAUUGUAUCUAAUCUAUAUCCUAGCGAAAGAUAAUGCCCCUUCUUCAAUUUCACCAAGUGAACCAAAUAUAGCUAAAAUUAUAGUAACGGUCCAUAUCAUUGAUAGGAAUGAUAAUAAUCCGACAUUUCCGAAUGUUGCGUAUUCAGCUAAUGUUGCUGAGAAUGCCAAAAGUGGAUACUCCAUUGAAACGAUCACUGCUGUUGAUAUUGAUGAAGAUAGUGUAUUGAACUACCUGAUUGCUGGUGGCAGUACAUUACCCGGUAUGUUACCAUACCAGAGUGCUGUAUUUCAGGUAGAUUCUGAGACAGGAACUAUAAAGGUCGCAGCUAGCCUAGACUUUGAAGCAGUUCAGACCUAUGAGCUGGAUUAUAUUGUUACCGAUGGUUUGCAUGAGGACACUACAAGACUUACCAUCAACAUCCUGGAUACAAAUGACAAUUCACCUGAGUUUGAUGACGAGGUUUAUAGAAGCUCAAUUACAGAAGAGGAAGAUAGUGUAGCCUUCCCAUUUGAUGUUUUAACAGUGUCAGCAACAGAUGCUGAUGCUGAUUCUGGAGCAAUCCUGUAUUCCCUCAAAGGACACGACAGUAAUUACUUUGCAAUUGAUUCAACAUCUGGAAUGAUAACACUUCUUCGAUAUUUAGACUAUGAAUACAAAACAGAAUGGCAUUUCAUUGCUGAAGCAACAGAUGAAAACGGAGCAGGACUGACUGGCGUCGCUGAUGUGCUCAUCUCAGUGACUGACAUCAAUGAUAAUCCUCCUGAAUUUAACCAGGCAUCAUAUGAAGGUGAAAUAGCAGAAGAUGCUGUUAUUGGCGCAUAUGUGAUGACAGUGAGUGCUACAGAUGCAGACUCGCCACCUCAGUCAAACAAUAAAUAUAGCCUUGAACCAGUGUCUGAUUUGCCUAGCGAUGGAACUGAUGGGAUUUCUACGUUCAGAAUAGGGCUGGAUGAUGGUAAAAUCUUUACGACAAUUGAACUGAAUCGUGAGGCAAUUGACAAAUACUAUGUGCUGGUAAAAGCCGAGGAUCAAUCUAUCUCCCAGUCAGCUACUGCUACCGCAACAAUUAUCGUCUUAGAUGUGAAUGACAAUGGUCCGGAAUUUUACUUAGAACCUUACAGUCAAUCAGUUAUAGAGUCGCUUCCUGUUGGCGAUACAGUUGUGGAUAUUUUUGCGACUGAUGAAGAUAUCGGAGUUAAUACAGAAUUAGAAUUUACAUUUUUGUCUGGGAAUGAAGGGUCAGAGUUUGGAAUUACUCGGAACCCAGUAAAUAGGCAAAAUGCUGUGAUCUACUUAAUGAAAGAACUGGAUUUUGAGACAACAGUUAAGUACGAUCUGGUUAUUGAAGCAAGUGAUCAGGUUUUCACUGACACUGCCACUGCUACAAUCAACGUACUGAAUGUAAAUGAAGCACCAGUGUUCAGAGAAGAAACAUAUGUCAAAAGUGUUGAGGAGAAUAGUAUAUCAAAUCCAUUCAUCGAAGUGUCAGCUUCAGAUGUAGAAGGAAAUAGUAUAAGUUAUGAAAUCGACCCAGCUACCAAUGUAGGGAAAUGGCUGACCAUUAAUUCAGACACAAGAAUUGUAACUCAAGAUAACCCAUUUGACCGGGAAGACAGUCCUAUUCACAAUUUCAGAGUCUGGGCAAUAGAUAAUGGGAGCCCACGUGCAACUGGCUCUUGCACAAUAAGUGUCACAGUGACCGAUGUCGAUGAUGAAUGUCCACGUCUCGUGGAAGACUACAGACCAAAGGCAAUGGAGAACCAAAAGCCACCUCAGUUAGUUGAGAUUAUAACAGCAAUGGAUCCAGAUGAGGGUGAUCAAACACCGUAUACAUUCAGUAUUGUUAACGGUUAUGUCAUGAAAGGACAGUAUACCGUCAGUGAAGCAUUUCAGUUGACAACUAUCAGUGAGACAUUAGCAGUAAUUAAAACCCUCAAGGAAAUUGACCGGGAAUCACAGAAAUUUUAUGAAAUGGGGAUCAAAACUGAGGACAAAUGGGGUAUAUCAUGUACUUCAACUGUAACAAUUGAAAUUGGGGAUGAGAACGACAAUCCGCAUCAAGCUGGUGAAAAAUCAAUGUCUUUCUUUACAUAUGAAGGUGGCACAUCCACAGGUGUGGGGACAAUUCCUGUAGGACCGGUUAACUCACCUGAUCCUGAUGACAAUGAUCUGGAUGAAAAAACAUUUUCCAAGCUUAAUGAAGAUGAUUGGGAUUUCUUUGAUCUUGACACUGACACUGGGGUUAUCCUGAUAAAAGAAGGUACUCCAAAUGGAAUCUAUGAAAUGGAGAUCCUAGUGCAAGAUAAUAAGUUCCCAGACCAGACAUCCACGGUGACCGUUACAGUUACUGACCUGCCAGAGGAAGCUGUCUAUAACUCAGGUUCUAUGAGAAUGUCUGGUGACCCUCAGUUCAAUGCAGCAGAGUUUGUUCGGGAACCGAACAGCAUCUAUAGCACCCUGCGAACUACCCUAGCUGAAAUUCUUGGAACGCCGGAAGGCAAUGUGGAUGUUUUUAGUGUUAUGGAUGUUGAAGGUAAAAGCAAUAUGGUCGAUGUUCGCUACUCAGCUCAUGGGUCACCUUACUAUAAAGCAGAAAGAAUGGAUAUGGCAGUGAGGGCUAAUCAGCAGAAGGUGCAAGAUGCCACUGGACUUGAUCUGGAAAUGAUAGGAAUUGAUGCCUGUUACCAUGAUGAAGGGGUUUGCGAAGGCUCCUGCUACAACAACUACACCGUCACCAAAGAACCAUAUCUUAUCGAUUUGCAAACGCAGUCGUUCACAGGAAUAACGACCUACACUACUGCUGCUUGUGGGUGUGCCGGAAGAGAAGUCUUUCCGGAUGGAUGCACAUACGAUACAUGUAUGAAUGGAGGUACAUGCACACCUACUAAUUACGGUGGAUUCAGCUGUACAUGUCCUACUGGGUUUGAAGGUGGAAGAUGCGAGAUGACAAAGCGCAGCUUUGAGGGAGGGAAAAGCUACGCUUGGGUGGAGACACUUGAACAGUGUGAAGAGACAGUUGCCUCGAUAGAGUUCAUUACUGAUGUAUUGGAUGGCACUCUGUUUUACAAUGGGCCAAUGCAAAAAAAUGCAAACCAGAGGGAUUUUAUUCUGCUUGAGUUAGUGGGAGGUCGGCCUAGACUACAGCUGAAUCUUGGAGAUAAUACUGCUGAACUGGCCUUCAGCAGCAACGAUUUAAAUCAAUUGAAUGAUAAGGUUUGGCAUACCUUGAAAAUCAGAAGAAAUGCCCAGUAUGUAGAGAUGGUUGUGGAUCACUGCAAGUCAGCAGUUGUAGUAGAAAACAGUGGAAAGAGCACUAUUGAUGCGACAAGCUGUAUGGUCAACAAAACUGUACCAGGAAACAGCAAGCUUCUGAAUUUGAACACACCACUCCAAAUUGGUGGAGUAGACACAGAGUCUCCUUGGGUGUAUGACCAUCUGGAUUCAACCCCAUCUGGAUUUGACGGGUGUGUUCGAAAUCUGAUUCAGGAUGGAAAAUUGUAUGAUUUAAGUGAUAACAACGUAGGAACGUCAUUCUACAAUUCACAACAAGGUUGCACUCGUACCAAUGAAAAUUGCAUCGACAACACGGACGGAACAUCAUUGUGUAAGAAUGGUAUUUGUGAUGCAGAUACCAAGACUGGAGUAUGUAUCUGCUACCCAGGAUACACCGGAGAUAAAUGUGAUCAAGAGACAACACCGUAUGACUUUGCAUUAAACAGCUUUGUUGAUUACACUGUGAAACCUGCUGCUGAACUGGACCCAUCAGGAUAUGAAGAACAUUACCACUCAGUGGUUCGAACGUGGAAAGAAACCGGACUUGUGUGGUACAUUGCUAACCUGGACACAGGGGAACACACUACUAUCGAUAUGGUUGAUGGUACGUUGAGGCUUCGCUAUAACCAUGGAGAAGGUGAAUAUAGCAUGAGCCUUCCCAACUACAGAAUCAAUAAUGGAGCAUGGCACAGUGUUGAGUAUGAUCGCUAUGGUAACUAUGUGACGUUGAAAGUUGACAGAGGUGGUGGAACUAGACAGGUGGAAGGAUCUCCUGGAACGUACCAGCAUAUUAUAGUGAGUCCAGAGUCUCUACGAAUUGGUGAUUUAUUCGGGAAUGAAGUUAUACUGCAGGACUUCCAAGGUUGUGUGAAUGAUCCACGAAUUAAUAACCACUACUUAGGCUUCUCAUCUUCUUCAUACGCUGAUGUGACAUCGUCGAAUAAUGUCACUGAGGGUUGCAUAAGUGAUGCAUGCGAUGGCGUGACUUGCGAUCCUCCAUUUGUUUGCAAUGACAUAUGGCAACAAUAUGAAUGCAUUUGUCCUGCUAACACGGGUGGUGAUUUCUGUACCAUUCUCACUUGUGAUCCCAACCCUUGUCUAAAUGGUGGUACAUGCUUUGAAGAUACAGACGGUAUUAUAUGCAUCUGUCCAAAGGCUUAUACUGGUGAAUUUUGCUCUAUCAAAAAUGGAAAUGAUGGGGGUGGUCUAUCAGCAGCAGUAAUUGCUGCAAUUUGCAUCGGUUUAUUAUUUUUACUCGUUAUGCUAAUCAUCAUAUUCAUGUUGUAUAAGAAACAUAAGGAGGCAUAUGAUGAUAUUAACACCAAGGGCAUCAAGAUAACUACUGUGAGAAACUCUACGUAUGAAACUGGUGGAGGUAUCAAGACAUCUAGUGAAGAACCAGCACAGCUUCCGCCACUGACUGAGCUGCCUUAUGAUUAUAUACCUGUCAUUAAUGUCGACGACGGCAACGCUGACCAUGCAGAUGACCAUCUCUACCACCACGUAAUUUACAGCAGUAUUCCUGACUCCCAGCCGACUUAACUCACUUGCAGGUGGUCUGCAAAACUGUUGUUUAAUUUCAUGCCAGUAAUUAAUAUUGCUAGGAAAAUUCUAUUUAGAAUUUGUAGGAUGAAAUUAUCAUUCAUUCAAACUAUAGAAUAUUACAAUUUUUGUUCAGUUUUGUUCACCUUUUGAAGUUGAUAAUUUAUGCACGAAUUUAAAACUUAGUAGUGAGUUAGAUCUAUUUUUGUUAUUUGAAGUCGAUAAACCUGGAAAGUCAGUAGCAUCAGUAGCUUUAUAUAUAAUAAUUAUAACCCAGUAUGAAUAUUUAUAGAAUCAACGGUGUUUCUACGGAAAGUUUUUUAAGUUUUAAUGUAUAAUUCAGUAUUUUAUAGAAUCACAGCUGAUUACCUUAUAGGUUUUUCUAUGUUUUUGUACUGUAUUGUGUAUUUUAUUUUUGUUUCUCAUAAUAAUAAUAAUAAUCAAAAUAAGCAAUUAGUAGAGCUCCGCAUAGUACACUAUAGGAAAAUUAUUGUACGAAGGUUA
Anneissia japonica is the source of this 8323-nucleotide messenger RNA. Its product is annotated as neural-cadherin-like. Gene Ontology annotation, molecular function: calcium ion binding; cadherin binding. Gene Ontology annotation, biological process: homophilic cell-cell adhesion; cell morphogenesis; adherens junction organization. The transcript has 34 exons. The record is from RefSeq and is a predicted model, not a curated record. Gene Ontology annotation, cellular component: plasma membrane; adherens junction; catenin complex. NCBI's taxonomy places the organism in Eukaryota, Metazoa, Echinodermata, Crinoidea, Comatulida, Comatulidae. The coding region runs from base 119 to 7819 and encodes 2566 amino acids.